AUGAAAAGAGUUAUUUUAUUUAAAAAUGGCACAGAUGUGAAUGGCAAGGUAUUUAUGGUAACACAUUCAGUUGACGAAAUACUAAAAGCUGCGAGUAAGAAAUUUAAUAUCACUGCCAGCCGGAUAUUUACACCUCAAGGUGGAGAAGUCGAUGACGUUAAAUUAAUCAGAGAUGACGAUGUACUGUAUGUGUCAUGUGGAGAAGAAUUUAUUUCUAAGGACAACAACUCAGUUUCUAGAAAUCAUGAUUGGGUAACACUUAAUGUUGGUGGCAAGUUAUUUACCACCACUAAAAGUACAUUGAUACAAAAGGAGCCAAUGAGUAUGUUAGCUCGGAUGUUCAUGGAAAAUGAUGACAGUAGUGAGUUUAGAAUACCACCAAGUAAACAAGAUAGCAAUGGCGCAUUUUUAAUAGAUCGCAGUUCGGCUUAUUUUGAACCAAUAUUGAAUUAUUUACGUCAUGGACAACUCAUUUUAGAUAAUAAUAUUAGCGCUGCAGGCGUACUUGAGGAAGCACGUUUUUUUGGAAUUGACGGUAUUAUUAAUUCUUUAGAAGAAAUGGCACUAGUUGAAAAGCAAAAACGCAAAGGGACCGAUGCGUUGACACGGCGUGAUGUUUUAAAAGCUAUUUUGUCGACACCAGCUUCUUCUGAAUUACGAUUCCAAGGUGUCAAUUUAGCAGGCGCUGAUUUGUCACGAUUGGAUUUACGGAAUAUCAAUUUCAAAAUAUUAAUUGAAAAUAUUAUUGAUGAUUAUGCAAAUUUACGAGGAUGCAAUUUAGUCGGCGCUAAUCUGUCAGGAUGUUGCUUAGAACGGGCGGACUUAUCAUUCGCAAAUCUUGAGAAUGCUCAACUAGUAUGUGUGAAGAUGCUCUGUGCGAAUUUAGAGGCGGCAAAUUUACAUUCCUGCAAUUUCGAGGAUCCUGGUGGGCUCUCAGCUAAUAUGGAGGGCGUUAAUUUGAAAGGAGCUAAUCUUGAAGGCAGUAACAUGGCGGCUGUUAAUUUACGUGUUGCUACUUUGAAAAAUGCAAUACUCAAAAAUUGUGAUUUGAGAUCGGCUGUACUGGCUGGAGCUGAUCUAGAGUCUUGUGAUCUAUCCGGCUCAGAUUUGCACGAAGCAAAUUUACGUGGUGCGAAUUGGAAGAAUGCGGCCUUUGAACUGAUGCAAACACCACUGCACAUGUCUCAAACAGUGCGGUGA
Cotesia congregata is the source of this 1200-nucleotide messenger RNA. NCBI's taxonomy places the organism in Eukaryota, Metazoa, Arthropoda, Insecta, Hymenoptera, Braconidae. The record is from the annotation of a GenBank genome assembly.